Paramecium tetraurelia is the source of this 345-nucleotide messenger RNA. RefSeq lists its product as uncharacterized. NCBI's taxonomy places the organism in Eukaryota, Ciliophora, Oligohymenophorea, Peniculida, Parameciidae. The transcript has a single exon. The record is from RefSeq and is a predicted model, not a curated record.
AUGAAGUUUGUGCUUUAAAAUACUUUAUCGCUUGUAUCAAGGUAUUAAAUACGAGAGGUUCAUAUAUUUAGUAAAUUCUCCUUAUAACCAUAAAGCAAAACUAUGCACACUUCUCAAAUGAAUGUGAAUGCUACUGCACUGCUUGGUCAGAUAAUUGUACUCACAAAAAAGACUGCUGUUAGCAGCACACAGGCUGUUAGUGUAGUAUUGGUUUAAUCUCUAAAGAAGACCUUGAGCUCACAGUUGUGUUCAUUAUAGCCAACUAAAUUAAGAUAGUUGCUUAAUCGAUAUUAUUAUCUAGAUAUGAGAGAAGUGCAAAUUAGGGUUAAGGCUCUGACACCCUGA